AUGGAAUGGAAGGGGCCAAGAGAGUGGGCCAUUGAAAGAGACAGCGUCAAGAACAAGAAGAAGUAUGCAAAGCGGUGGGGUUACGAGCUCGAGAUAGUCGAUAUGAGCACCAAGAAGCGCUAUGCCCACGAAUGGCGAGAGAGUUGGGAGAAGCCGUCAUAUACCCUACAGAAGCAUGUUUUCAAUGACUUGGUAGGUAAUACCUACCGCGACAUCAACGCCUACAAUCCACUUAAUAUUACACACCCGAUGAAAGAAAUAUACCUUGAUCAUGUGGCUAAGUCACCAACUGGCAACGGCUUAGCCAGCUCCAUAGAUCUUAUCGUGCCACAAGAUUGUGGAGGCUUUAAUCUCGGAUCGUUCAUGAUACAUCGAUCUGUCUGGACCGAUCGUUUGCUGGAUAUUUGGUGGGAUCCUGUUGGCUAUGAGCAAAGACACAUGGAGUGGGAGCAUAAAGAGCAAGACUCUCUGGAGCAUCUCUACACCAAUCAACCUUGGAUCAGAACCCACACUGCCUUCAUACCUCAACGAAAGAUCAACAGCUUCCCCAUGGGCGCCUGCAGUGACAACGGCAUGGACGACAGGAUACACUACUCUGAGACGGAGCGAGACUUCGUCGUCAACAUGGCAGGAUGUGAAUGGGGCAGGGACUGUUGGGGCGAGAUGUACAAUUUCCGAGAACUGAGCAACAGGCUGAACCGCUCUCGGUGGGAGAGGUUCAAAGACUCAAUAUCUAACAGAUUUAGGGACUUCAAGGAGAAGCACAAGAAGCCUGAGGACGAUGAUGACGACGAUCAGUAA
Messenger RNA from Bacidia gigantensis, 801 nucleotides. RefSeq lists its product as uncharacterized. NCBI's taxonomy places the organism in Eukaryota, Fungi, Ascomycota, Lecanoromycetes, Lecanorales, Ramalinaceae. The transcript is spliced from 2 exons. Gene Ontology annotation, molecular function: glycosyltransferase activity. Gene Ontology annotation, cellular component: Golgi membrane. Gene Ontology annotation, biological process: protein N-linked glycosylation. Bases 1 to 801 code for a protein of 266 amino acids. The record is from RefSeq and is a predicted model, not a curated record.